AUGUCGGGCAACGAUGACGCCGACGAGCAGCACCGCUAUAGGCCGCCUCACACCGAGAAGCACCAGAUACCCACCAUCAGCCGGUAUCGCGAGGAGAAGAAGGCACGUCAGUCCGCAGCCCAACAGUACGGUGACCAGGGUGACCAGACCGACUACGGUGAGCGCCAAGAAGUCGACCGACCGUAUGAGCCCGAGGACUUUGAUGCCGGCGAAUCGCAGAACCAGCAGGAGGACGAUGAAUCGCCUGUAGACACUUCAGAGGCUGACGCCGGUGCUGAGGACCCGCGGACCAGGCGAAAAGACUUGAAGAAACGCAAGGAUGAGAGGGCUGAUAGAGAAGUUACUGAUCCUGUUACCCAUCUGCCAGUCUGGAUCCAUGACCUGACUUCCGCCGCAUUGGAAGAGGUUCCCGAGAACGAGGAACCCUUUGGAUCUACCACGAGGACUGCUACCGGGCUGAGCAACAAGCGGAAGUCCGGAGACCAGCUCCAGCAGGAGACGAGAGAUCUGCAGCAAGGUCACGAUGACAUGCGGACAUUGUUCCCGCCACCCAACUUCGACACCAUUCAAACAGAGCUGGCAGACAUCUCUCGACGCGGUGUAACCAUUGGGCUCAUAGGUGUCGUCGUGCUAUUGGUGCUCGCUGGUGCAUUGGAGCGAUUGGUCAAUUCCGACUCUAUCGCUGGUCACCUGAACGAGAAAACGAGCAUUCCUCGGUGGUCAGUCCGCCUCACAUUAUGGGCUAUUCUGGGAUCGGCAGCAUCGGGCGCAGUGGCUGCGUUGAUCUGGGCUGUGAGAGAUUGGAUGGGAAAGCGAAUAGAAAGCCUGUGGGAUGACGAGAUCUGGAACGCGAAUGGUGAGAAGACUGUUGCAUCGUCAGAGGGACAUGACACCGAAUCGGUUGCUUGGCUCAAUGCUCUGCUUGGGUCGGUGUGGCCGCUGAUCAAUCCGGAUCUCUUCACAAGCCUAGCGGAUACUCUCGAGGAUGUCAUGCAGGCGUCACUUCCGAAAAUGGUGCAGAUGGUCAGUGUCAAUGACAUUGGCCAGGGAAGCGAGAACAUUCGGAUUCUCGGGAUCAGGUGGCUGCCCACAGGCGCUGCGGCCCGGGCUGUCAAUGAAGAUGGAAAACUCGAGAAAUCUGACCAGGACAAGGCAAAUGACCGCCAGGUCUCGGGCGAAGGCGAGGUGCAGAACGGCGAAAAGGGCCAGAACGGCAACGGCAACGGCAAUGAUCAGACAGAGCAGGCCCAGGAUGGAUCCCAACAGCAAACCGCCGAAGGUCUGGAGGCCGAAGAUGGCGACUUCAUCAACAUGGAAGUCUCCUUUGCCUACCGUGCACGCUCUGGCAAGCGCAGCAUCAAGGACCGAGCGAACGACAUGCACCUCUACAUGGCCUUCUACCUCCCAGCAGGCGUCAAGUUCCCAGUGUGGGUGGAUCUGCGCGGUGUGGUAGGCACCGUGCGACUGCGACUCCAACUGUGUCCGGAUCCUCCUUUCUUCUCCUUGUGCACGUUCACAUUCCUGGGCCAGCCGAAAGUCGAGCUCUCGUGCACGCCGCUUUCGAAGCAUGCGGUCAAUAUUAUGGAUGUGCCGCUCAUCAGCAACUUUGUGCAAAGCUCGGUCGAUGCCGCGAUGGCUCAAUACGUCGCGCCGAAGAGUCUCAACCUUGACCUCAAGGACAUGCUAGCGGGCGACGACUUCAAGAAGGAUACCGAUGCGAGAGGAGUGUUGGUGGUGAACAUCAAGCGGGGGUAUGACUUCAAGACUGGCGAUCAGGGGAUCCCGCUCAUUAAGGAUGGCUCAUCCGAUCCUUAUGUCAGUGUUGGGUGGGCUAAGUUCGGGAAGCCGAUGUGGUCUACAAGGCUAUUGCUGAACGAGAUGGAGCCCUGGUGGGACGAAACUGCCUACGUCUUGGUGACGCCAGAGGAGCUGAAUGUGGAUGAGCGCAUCAGAGUGCAGCUCUGGGACUCUGAUCGGAUGACUGCGGAUGAUGAUCUCGGUCGAGUGGAAGUAGACCUCAAAGAGAUCAUGCGACGCGAUGAGUCCAACAGCAAGAUGUGGCAUCGGGAGGACGGCUUCCGCGCUCUUAAGAAGGGCGAAAACAUGCCCGGCAAGCUGGAAUGGAGCAUUGGCUAUUUCUCGAAGGCGCGGAUACAGCAGUGUCAACUGGAGAAGCAAACGUUCGAUCCCCAAAUCAAGAGUCUGGAACAACUCGAGAAGAAGGCCGACGAAGUCUGUCAACGAAAGCUGCGUGAGGCACAUAUCAAGGAGGGGCGGCACAAAGGCGACGCAGAUGAGCUGGAGCAGCAGAAGGCGCAGGAGUUCAAGAGCAUGCAGGAUGCCAUGGUUAUUUCUUCUCCUCCGCCGGACGGCUUCCCAAGCGGCGUCUUCAGCAUUCAGAUCCACCAGAUUACGGGUCUCGAGCUUGAGAAAGUCAGCAAGACUCAGAAUGAGAAAGCCGAAGAAGGCAACGACGAAGAGGAAGAAGGCGAGGGCCUCCCGUCUGCCUACUGCACAGUCAUCAUCAACCACAACAAAGCCUUCAAGACGCGCACGAAGCCCAAGAACGCGAAGCCCUUCUACAACGCCUCCACCGAACGCUAUCUCGCCGACUGGCGGAGCGCGGAGGUCUACGUCUCUGUGCGCGACGCGAGAGUCAAAGAGGACGACCCACUGCUCGGUAUUGUCCAUCUACCGCUGUGGGAGGUCUUCAAGGAGCGCUCGCAAGUCAACGGCUUCUACCCUGUGGCCGGCGGGAUCGGAUACGGCCGCAUCCGUCUCUCCAUGGUUUGGCGAAGCGUACAAUUACAAGCUCCACCUGAAUCUCUCGGCUGGCAGUACGGCACGCUAGAAAUCCCAUCUCCAAUCUCAGAGGUCGAAGUAUCGGAGGAGCUGAAGCAUUUCAAGCUGAAGUUCCACACCGACUUGGGAAGCGGGAAGAUGUAUCCUGACAAGCACUCUGGCACUUGGAAGUCGAAGCAUGAUCAGAGCCUCAAACUUCCCGUGCAUAAGCGGUACAGUACCAGUCUCGCGAUUGAAUUCCGCCAUACCGGCACCUUCCGGGACCAAACCCCAGCAUUCGCCGUACUAUGGCUCAAAAACAUCCCGGACGAAGAAGAAAAGGAAAUGACCCUCAACGUCUGGAAAGGCGACUACGAGCGCGCGACCAAAAACGCCCUCCCCGAAUGCGGCGAGAAAGUCGGCACCAUCAAGCUCCGCCUCACCUUCUGGAACGGGCUCGGUUCUGCCCAUAGUAAAUGGGCUUCCAAGCAAAAGGAAGUGAGCGAUGUGGUCGAGGUGCUGGAGGCGGCGCGGGAUAAUCUGGAGGAGAUGCAGCAUGAGAAGGAAGCCGGAAUCGUGGACGGUGAGGAUACGGAUAGCAGUGACGAGGAACAUGGGAACGGAAAGGUUGAGGGUGAUGAUGGGGAAGGGAAGAAAGGUCCGGUUGAGAAGGUGAAGGAUUUGAAGAAGCAGCAGGGGCAUUUGAGUCGGCAGAAUCGGGGGGUGAUGCAGUGGAAGAUCCCUCGAACAGCGCAGUGGGCUUCGCAUAAGCUUGAGCGGACGGAGUCGAAGCUCCACGGGCUGUUUCAUCACCAUACCAAGCAGUCGGGAAUUGAGACGGAGGUGUAG
This is a messenger RNA of Saxophila tyrrhenica, 3630 nucleotides long. RefSeq lists its product as uncharacterized. Gene Ontology annotation, molecular function: lipid binding. Bases 1 to 3630 code for a protein of 1209 amino acids. The record is from RefSeq and is a predicted model, not a curated record. NCBI's taxonomy places the organism in Eukaryota, Fungi, Ascomycota, Dothideomycetes, Mycosphaerellales, Extremaceae. The transcript has 4 exons.